Messenger RNA from Chara braunii, 1957 nucleotides. Lineage: Eukaryota; Viridiplantae; Streptophyta; Charophyceae; Charales; Characeae. The record is from the annotation of a GenBank genome assembly.
GCAAUCAUAAGAGAGAAAAGGUUUAGGAAGAAGUAGGAGCGUAAUCGGUAAACUAGACAUGAUGGUCAAAGGACCGAACGCACGGCAGAGCCGUGCUAGUUCCUCUGCUGGGGAUGGAGAAGUGACCACUACCGUGGUUCUUCGAGAGAUGUUGAACCGAAUAGAGGCCAUGAAGACCGGGAUGGACACUAUAAAUAUCCGUCUGGACCUUCCAAGGGCUAAGGUACCUCCAGAGAACAUACCCUGCUUUGAUGGAACCAAGGUUAGGGAAUUCUUGGAGGAUUAUGAUGUCUUCGGUAUGAGUCACGGUUGGUCGGACAAACAAAAGUUGAAAGCUCUGCUCGCCUGUGUUGAGCCUAAGAUGAGGGUGUCAGUGACAAAGACGACACAAGGGCUGACAACAUGGGUCGAGGUUAGGCAAAAGAUGCUGGAAGAGUAUGCGAAGUAUGACGUCCCAACGACCAUGCAAAAUUUGUUGGAAGUGCGACGCUCCAAGUACGCUACCCUCGACCAAUUUCAAGAAGACUUCGAGCGGGUUGCGCGGAGAGUACCCUUCCUAGAUGCAGCCCAUAAGUGUCAUGUCCCACUGACGAACUUCGCAGAGGACGAGAGCAAGAGUGUGGUUAGCCGCGCUGCCCAUUACCCUCUGAAGUGGGAUGAAGUGGUUGAGAUGGUCCGUGAGCUGCCUUCCGUGUCCAACAGAAAAUGGUCUUUGGAACAGAUGAAAGCAAUCACUAGUGCAAGAGAAGGAAAUGUUGAGGCAGCUACGGGAGGAAACUUGAAGGCCGAUGAGAUCCUUGGUCUUCUUGUUAAGCUUGGUAGCUUUGAAAAGUUAACCGUUCCUGCCCCAGCAACUCAAGCACUUGUUGGAGUCGAAGAAGGUCAUACUCUAACCCGGUGCCCAACACUAGAGAAAAAACUCGAAGAAGGGAUUGUCAAGAAGAAUGCCAAUGGGCACAUCUGUGAUGCCAAUUGGAACAAGGUAGACUUCCGAGUCAAAGGAGGAAUGCGAGCAGUUAUCCUAGAAAAGGCUAAGGUCAAUAAGGAUAAAAAAAAAAAGGCUAGGGUUAAUGUUGUCACCUUUGACGGUAUGCUACCUCCGGAGAUAGUGGCUCGAGACGACAAUCCUGGAAACCAAAACCUGAAUGUAUCCCAUAUUAGCCACAGAGAGGUUGAUGAGAAAAAGCGGGAGAAGGCUCAAAGAGAGCUAGACCAGUUGAUUGAUGGGACCAAGGACCUAGUGAAGGAAGGGAAAGGAAAGGAAGCUGCAGGGAAAAAGAGGAAGGUGGUCUUGAGAUCUGAGGUCGAGAAGGGUGUCUCGAUAGAUGAAGUAGUAAAGAAACUAUUUGAGGAAACCGAGAUCACUCUAUCUUGGAACGAGGCAGUAGCCUUGGUGCCAAAGUUUAGGGAAGCGCUCAAAAAGAUGGUUGAGAGGCGGAAGGUAGAAAUCAAUAGCCUAGGACUCUUCCCUCAGCAUGUGGAAAGAGCCUCGCCUGGGACCAAGAUGAGGUUUGGCAACAUGUCGUGUGACUACUUGAAUAUCUUCGUAAACGACGUGAAGGUUAGAGCCCUAAUGGACUCUGGGGCCGAGAUGGUGCUUAUGUUCUCGGCCACGAUGAGAUCAUGUGGGCUUGGAAUAGAUAGGAAAGUCAACCACCAGCUCUCCAAUAUAGCCGGAUUCCUACCAUUGGAGGGAUUCAUUGAUGAUCUACCUAUCCGAAUUGGGACUUUACGGGCCGAGAUCCUCUGUUUUGUGGUCCCCAACUUGGAUCAUGACUGCAUUCUCGGAGCCCCUUUCCCACAUAGAAUGGAGGCUUGCGCGUUCUUUGACCAUGAUGGGGCGGCCUGACUUUCGCUCCAGGAUCCUAACAAUGAUCAAGAACAGGCUUUUGGGAUAAGUGACAGACAUCAUCCUCGUCAUCAGCGACAUGUUAAUUCUCUUAAGCAUAAAGAAUCU